AUGCUUGGAAGCACCAGUCACCUGCGAAGAAUGGGGUUUGUAGACCGCUAUGCCAAAAACCACCAUGCCACGAUGGGAAAUACGAGCGAAAAGCCUUCCGGAAUGAGCAAAAAGAGCUCGAAAUCGCUGCUUACUGCGAGGCUGCAAAUUUUGUCUACCGCUGUAAAUAUCGACAAUAUUUUCAAGCCAUUCAGCCCGGCCUCCAUUUUCUAUUCAAUACUGGCCCUGAUAGCCAGUUUUAUUCUUCAGCCCUGCAUGCCACAAAUCAGAGACUCUGCGUCUUCUCUGGCUCCUUCUCCACGCAUUCAGGGCGGCUUUGCGCGAAGCGCUCACCAAAAAUUCUGCUCCUGCUGCCAAGGAAGCCUUUCAGAGGCUGUGAAAUACCAGACAGACUCAAGCGUCUAUUUGCAUAAGCUUCCAAUCCUACCUUCGCGUAGUAUUAUUGCAGCACUCUCCAAAAAGCUGUACAAGCGCUCCAAAAAGUUUCGAGGAUCCAUGUACAUGCACCUGUUGCAACCCUCACCCUCGCCAACCCUUCUCCAGUAA
This is a messenger RNA of Mitosporidium daphniae, 546 nucleotides long. RefSeq lists its product as uncharacterized. Bases 1 to 546 code for a protein of 181 amino acids. Lineage: Eukaryota; Fungi; Microsporidia. The record is from RefSeq and is a predicted model, not a curated record. The transcript has a single exon.